Caenorhabditis angaria is the source of this 5324-nucleotide messenger RNA. NCBI's taxonomy places the organism in Eukaryota, Metazoa, Nematoda, Chromadorea, Rhabditida, Rhabditidae. The record is from the annotation of a GenBank genome assembly.
AUGGCUCCAGUUUUGAGAAAGAGCACAAUUGAGCAAACGAAAAAAAUCGACAAAAUUGUGAGUUUUUUCAAAAAUUUAUUUUAAAAAAAUCGAUAAAAUAAGAAUUAAUUUCAGGUGAAUCGAAGACGUUUGGAGGAAAAGUUGAAGGAGGACAGAAAAUGGAAUCUGGAGGUCAGUUUUUGUAGAUUACUGUAGAGUACUGUAGAUUACAGUACUUUAAAGGCACAUAAACUCGAGCUUCUUGACCUCUUCAAAGUACUGUAGCAACCCUAAAUUACUGUAGAUGAAUUCAAAGGAUCAUAUCUAGAACCCCAUCUAAAUGUAUGUCCCUUUAAAAUACUGUAGCUUCGAAGUACUGUAGGAUCCUUUAAUCCCUACUCGAAGCUACAGUAGUUUAAAGGGCCAUACACUCGCUUUGCUCAAUGUCCCUUUGAAUUACUGUAGCAACCCUAAGGUACUGUAGGAUCCUUUAAUUUGAUCCAUAUUACCAUAAGGUCGCUACAGUACUUUAAAGGGACAUGUACUCGCUUCGAGCGCCUAUGGCGCGAGUGUAUGUUCCUUUAAAGUACUGUAGCAACCCUGAGGUACUGUAGAUGAGAGAGUUCAAAGGAUCAUAUCUAGAACAAGAACCUUAUGUCCCUUUAAAAUACUGUAGCUUCGAAGUACUGUAGGAUCCUUUAAUCCCUACUCGAAGCUACAGUAGUUUAAAGGGCCAUACACUCGCUUUGCUCAAUGUCCCUUUGAAUUACUGUAGCAACCCUAAGGUACUGUAGGAUCCUUUAAUUUGAUCCUUAUUACCAUAAGGUCGCUACAGUACUUUAAAGGGACAUGUACUCGCUUCGAGCGCCUAUGGCGCGAGUGUAUGUUCCUUUAAAGUAUUUUAGUAACCCAAAGGUACUGUAGAUGAGAGAAUUCAAAUUCUAAAAAACGAGCCUUAUAUCCCUUUAGAGUACUGUAGCAACACAAAAAAUCAAUAUUUCCAGAAUGUUCUAUGGUUCAAAUAUCCUGACCUAGUUCAACGCACCAUCAUGUCCUAUCUGAAUCCAAAAAGUCUAAUGGAAUUUUCCAAAACAUCAAAAGACAUCAAAUAUGAUGUAUUCUCAUUCAACGAAACUCUAUAUGCAUUACAUCUCGUUGAAACAACCCAAAAAUCAAUUCUGAAGUUUUUCUUCGGCUCCAAACCAAAAGAAUAUCCAGACUAUCAGCUCGAAUUUACGAGAAAACGAGGAAAAAGAAAAGGGCACCAAAAUAAUGUGCCAGAAAUUGACGAUUCGAAGACCACAAAUCAUUGCGAGAUAUGGAGAUGAUGUGGAAGUUUGGGAUUAUUUUGGGAGGGUUGAUGUUCAGAAAAAGGUUGUUUGGGAAGAAAUUGAGACUGCGAAGAAAAUUGAUGUUGUUGUUGCCAAACAUUUGAACAAAUAUCUGGAGAUGUAUCAGAAUUCGAUUCAACAAUUUAGUUUUGAGGUUAGUUGAGUGGAAGCUAGGUGGAAGACAAUAUAAUUUUUAUUACAGAACAAAAUCACAUCAAUUUAUUCGUUCAAUUUGACAGGAUUGAGAAGAUUAAUCGAUUUGCAAAUCAGAAGCAAAGAAGAGGUCGAUGUUUUGGAAAUUGGAAUGAUUACUCUCGAACAGGUGAGUUUUUAGGGUCUAUUUGAAAAUCGCUACAUUUUCAUGUUUCGAUCGAGUAAUUUAGUUGAGUUUGAGCCAAGUUACGAUUUUUCAAAGUUCACGAACAAAAAAAAAUGUCAGAAGUCCUCGAGAAGUACACAUUAUUAGUGCGAUAGAGCGCGUUUGAUUGUCUAUAUGUUAUUUUUUAGUUCAUGCGCCUCACAAAAGUAUUGGCAAUCGAUACCAAUUUAUCAUUCGACAAAAUCAUCAAAUUCAAAGCCAAAUAUGCUGAUAUCAAAUGCGAGGAACUCGACGAGCAAAAAGCAUUUGAAUAUUUGAGAAUGUGGGAAGAUGAAGAAUUGCCACAAUGUAUCGAAUAUCGAACUAUUAGAAAUAUGCAGAUUGAUAAUUUGGAUUUGACAGCUUGUGAAUCGCAUCUCGAACAAAAUCAGCGAAACCCGUAUCAUUUGAUGUAUGAGAGCUUACAAAGCAGAUCGAGAUCUGAUGAUACGAAGACCUCGAUAGUCAUUCAUCAUAAGAAAACUUACUAAUCAUCUUAUUCAACUUUUAAUUUAUCACAAGAAACUAAUUCAUUUUGUCCCAGCUAGCUUAAUUCUCCUCCUACUUAUCACAACUUUUUCUAACCACUUCAAAACUAGAUUUGGUAUAUUUACUACAUUUCAUAAUUAUUUCCCCCAAGCUUCACCCCUUUUUUGAGUUCUUCUAACUUUCCCAGUUUUCACCCCCAACUAAAUUUAUUUGAUUGAAUAACCGGAAUAAUACAACUUAAUGCUUUUUUGUUUGAAUUUCUUACCAAUAUCGUAGAAUUUAACGAUUUUUAUACUUCGAAACCAAAAAAAAAACACAGGUUACUGUAGUGCCUCUUAUUGUGUGAAUUUGUGUUUACACCAAACACACUUGAUUUUACGACAUGUUUUUUAUGUUUUUUUUGAGGGACCCAGAGUUACCUCUUUAAAGAGGUAACUCUAUCAAAAGAUCGCCAAAUUAUUUGGAUUCGAUUCAUAUUCUAGAUGUCGGAGUGAUUUAUAUCAAUUUUGUUUUUGAUGAAAAUGAAGAUGAGAGACAUUUCAAUUAUGGCUAUGGUUUUGAGCGAUUGUGCUCAAGAAAAACAAAAGUUACCUAUACAAAUUAUCAUAAUUCUUCAAAAGAUGAAAUCUUCCCAUUAAUUAGCGAUGAACCAUGGAAAAUCACAGAGAAUGGAGGAAUUCAUGAAGUUGCUUUGAGAUAUAUCAAUAAAUAUUUGGAUUUGUAUAAGAAUUCAAUUAAAACUUGCAAAUUUGCGGUAAGUUCUUGUUUGAAUGAGUUUUUGCUGUGAAAAGAGAGCAUUUUAUAGAGCAAUAGAGCGAGAUUUCUCAACAAGUUCGAUUUGAAAAACUUGAAAAGACUCAAAACUCUGUCUAGUUUCUGCUGUCAAGAAGAUAAUACAAUUAUUGAUAGAUUUAUCACAUCAAAACAAUUUUCGAGAUUGCGAAGUUUUGCGACAUUUAGAUCAAUUUUUACAUUUGAUCAAAUACUUGAAUUCAAUGGAGAAAAGUUGACUGGAAAAUGUUUGGAAUUUGAUGAAGAAUUGAAUCGAAAAUAUUUGGAAAUGGUGGCAAAUGGAAAUAUUCAUGAGAAUAUUCGAAAUAUUGAUAUCACCAAAGGAGAGAGGAAAGAAUUAGAUUUUGGUUUGGAUUUUUAUGCGAAAGGUUUUAAAGUUUUAUCUUCCCAAAAACGAGAGUAAGUUCUUUCUUUUUUGCCGAAAAAUAAUUUUGAAAAAUGUUUCUUUUCAGUGACAAAUCACUUGCAUUUACAAUCGAAACAAACUUCAAACCUGCGAAAAAAUUGGAAAUUGUUAUUAAUAAUGCUAUGUUUCAAAUGAAGGUUAUCUAAAUUUUGUAUUUGUUUUUUUUGUUAUAUAUUUGUUGAAAUUCAAUUAAUUACCUUAAUUAAUAGAGAAUUAUCUUAAUUCAAAUGAUUUCAGAUGGCUCCAGUUUUACGAAAACGUCCAGUGAAAAUGGAGCUGCCUAAGGCAAUUUCGAUGAGAAGAAAAAAAGAAGAGUGUGAGUUUCUACCGAGAAAAAUAACACUUUUGAACUCAAAUGAGUUAUGACGUGGCAAAUAGUUUUGAAAAAUCGUUUAAAGAAACUGAUAAACUUUGCCACGUCACAACUCAUUUUUAGAAUUUAAAUCAAUAAAUAAUUUUCAGACAACUGGUUGGUUCGACAUUCCGUUCGAGUUACGCGAAAUGGUCAUCUCACACAUGGACGCCAAAACUCGUUGCAAAUUCUCGGAAUGUUCGAGAAAAUGCGAAGACGAAGUGAAAGAAUGGAAAGAUCAUAUGAAUCGAAUCAUAUUCUUCGAAUAUGAUGAGAUCUCGUGUUUGUGUUUCGAGUUUUGUGGACAAAAUUCGGAAUUUCCGGAUUAUGGGUUGGAAUUUAGUGCGAAAAGAUCGACAAGAACAACUAUUACUUAUCGCAAGUUUGGGGAAAUUGAAAUGGAGAAGAAGGAUGAUUUUCAAGGUGAGAGAAGGUUAAUUUUACCGUGCACAAAAAAAACUCACAGAAUUUUGCUCCUGCAGGUUUCUAGCAAAUAAAAAUUUCGAAAUAAAUAAAUUCCAGAAAUUAAAUAAUCCAGGAAUUUGAAGGGUCACGCAUGAAAACUCAAAAAACACUGUAUUUUUUUUUGCAAUUCGAGGGAGACGCAGACUUUAACGUGUGCAGACAAAUCUCUCGCCGAAAAAGGGAGAGAAAUAGUGUGUGGCAGACACACAGCGCGUCGAGACCAGCGAGUGUCUGCGUCUCCUCGAAAUUGCAUUUUUCUAUCAGAAAAAAACACAGUGAAAAAAAAUAAAAUUUCAAAAAUUAUUUGCAGCCGCGACGCAGCCGCAGCGCGCUCGAAAGAAUAUAGUUAGAAAAGUGUUUCUCUGCCACUCUCUCAUUUUCGUGUGCUCUUUUCUAUUUUUUUUUUAAAUUUGCCACGUCAUAGCUCAUUUUUUUCAGAUGAAAAUCGAGAAAUGAUUCGAAAUUCGACAAAAAUGUGGACAAAAAGUGUUCGCGGAGCAAAAAAAGAUGUGGUUUUGCAAUAUUUGAAAGACAGUUUGAAAACCUAUCAAAAAAGUUGUCGAUAUUUCUUAUUUGAGGUGAGUUUCCGUGAAAUUUCAGAUUUUUUCAACAAAAAAUGGAAUUUUUAGAACAAAACCACAUCGAUUUUCGACUUCGAUUUGAAAGAUUUGAAACGUCUCGAUUCGAUUUAUGUGGAUUGUAUUGAAAACGUGGAUUUUAUGCAGAUUGGAUUUAUGGAGCAGAAACAGGUGGAUUUUAAGCUCUCUAUCCGAAAUUAAAUUCUCAAAUUUAAUUUUUCAGUAUUGCCAGCUCAAACAUAUCAUAACACCAUCAAAAAAUCUCAAAUUUUCCGAAAUUCUCGAAUUCCCCGGUCGAAUUUUGGUCGGAAAAUGUGAUGAAAUGGAUCCGCAGACGAUCAAAAACUACUUGGAAAUGUGGAAAAAUGGGAAAAUUCGUGAGGAUUUGUUUGCAAUUCGUGUGGAAACCCCACAAAAUUCGAAUUUGGAUAUGAGAUUUUAUAAUGAGAAUUUGAAAGUUUUCAAAUGUUUUCAAAAAACAAGUUUUUCCAAGGGUUUUGUUUUCGAAAUUCCGAAUGGAAAAUGUCGCGUUGAAAUUGGGACGCAGUUUGUUCUUUUUGCUCGUGAACUUUGA